CCGGCAAGUCCCGGGCUAGAGCGCUGUGAGGUCAGGACCCGCCGGGACCUCCCACCUGCGGCCUAAUGGCAGUGCAGCCCAUGUCCCGGAGGAUCUGUUGGCUCCUGAGGUCCAGCGCCAGGGGCUGUAGCUCGGGGGUGCCAGUGACGCAGCCCAGCCCCAGGGAGCCUGUGCGACCCGCCACAGAGGAGCUGUCCAGGCGGCGGCAGUUCCUGCGAGAGCACACAGCCCCCUUCUCUGCCUUCCUCACGGACAGUUUUGGCCGGCACCACAGCUACCUUCGGAUUUCGGUCACCGAGAAGUGCAACCUCAGAUGCCAGUACUGCAUGCCCGAGGAGGGCGUCCCCUUGACCCCCAAGGCUGACCUGCUGACCACAGAGGAGAUCCUAACCCUUGCCCGGCUUUUUGUGAAAGAAGGUGUUGACAAGAUCCGGCUCACGGGUGGAGAGCCGCUCAUCCGGCGGGAUGUGGUGGACAUCGUGGCACAGCUCCACCAGCUGGAAGGGCUGAAGACCAUCGGAAUCACCACCAAUGGCAUCAACCUGGCCCGGCUGCUGCCCCCAUUGCAGAAGGCCGGGCUCAGUGCCCUCAACAUCAGCCUGGACACCCUGGUGCCUGCCAAGUUCGAGUUCAUCGUCCGCAGGAAAGGCUUCCACAAGGUCAUGGAGGGUAUCCACAAGGCCAUUGAGCUGGGCUACAGCCCUGUCAAGGUGAACUGCGUGGUCAUGCGAGGCCUGAACGAAGAUGAGCUGCUGAGCUUUGUGGCGCUGACUGAGGGCCUCCCACUUGACGUGCGCUUCAUAGAGUACAUGCCCUUCGACGGCAACAAGUGGAACUUUAAGAAGAUGGUCAGCUACAAGGAGAUGUUGGACACCAUCCGGCAACAGUGGCCCGAGCUGGAGAAGCUGCCCGAGGAGAAAUCGAGCACUGCCAAGACCUUUAGGAUCCCCGGCUUCCAAGGCCAGAUCAGCUUCAUCACGUCCAUGUCGGAACAUUUCUGUGGGACUUGCAACCGGCUGCGCGUCACGGCCGACGGGAACCUCAAGGUUUGUCUCUUCGGGAACUCGGAGGUCUCACUGCGGGACCACCUGCGGGCCGGUGCCUCAGAGGAGGAACUGCUGACCAUCAUCGGGGCUGCCGUGGGCAGGAAGAAGCGGCAACAUGCAGGCAUGUUCAAUAUUGCCCAGAUGAAGAACCGACCCAUGAUCCUCAUCGGGUUCUUUUCGAUGUUCCAAGGUUCCCCACCAGCCAGUCCAGUCACCUCUUCCUGGGGACCUGGCCCUGCUCAGGGUCGGAGGCCCAGGAUGCUUCUCUCUCACCUGAUAGCAACUCUGUGGACAGAACACCGGGCCCCACAGGCGCCUCUGGCCUGGCAGUGGCUGGGGGCUGGAUCCCCCGUGAGACUUUACGGCUCCCAGGCAGACUUGGACACUACCUCAAUGUGCCUUAGCCCAGGGACCCAGGCUCCUGCCACCACCUCUGGACCCUGGGCAACCUCAGAUCAACUCACACAUGUGGACUCAGAAGGACGGGCGGCUAUGGUCGAUGUGGGCAGGAAACCAGACACAGACCGGGAGGCAGUGGCCUCCGCUGUGGUCCUGCUGGGGCCUGUGGCCUUCGAGCUUGUCCAGCAAAACCAGCUAAAGAAGGGAGAUGCCCUGGGGGUGGCGCAGCUGGCUGGGGUCCAGGCGGCCAAGCUGACUAGCCAGCUGAUUCCACUGUGCCACCAUGUGUCCCUGAGCCACGUCCAAGUGCAGCUGAGGCUAGACCCCUCACGCCAUGCCGUGGUCAUCCGGGGAUCCUGCCGAGCUCGGGGCCCCACUGGGGUGGAGAUGGAGGCCCUGACCUCCACAGCCAUGGCGGCCCUCACCCUGUAUGACAUGUGCAAGGCCGUCAGCAGGGACAUCGAGAUAGGGGAGAUCAGGCUGGUCAGCAAGACCGGAGGCCAGCGUGGGGACUUCCACCGGGCAUAGCACUCCCAGGCGCACACCUGGGGCCAAGGGCAGGGUGUCAGGCUCCUCCCACCUGCUACUAAAGCAUACCCUUCACUGGUCAGAACCCAAAGUCAAGCCCUCGUUGUUGCUGGAUGAUUUCUAUUAAGCUGUGGAGCUCACUUUACAUGACUGGGACUCUUAAGUUACUGGAGAGUUUGCACCGCUAGAUCCCCAAACACUGUGUCCCAUUAUGGAGGCGCGCACUUCAGCCUAGACUGUACCUUAGAGUUUUCACUUCUCCUGCUUCUAUGGGGAAAGAAUAAGGGCUCGUUCUGCCAAGGAGCCACUUCAAGAAAGGAAAAAAAAGUACAUGCUUGCACCAGGAAUGUUCCAGACUUCUCAGCAGCAGCUUUGCCUCCACACUGGAAAAGCCACACCCCCUCCUCCCAUCUCUGCCACCCCACCUUCGAGAGCCACCUGUCCCCUCCUUUUGCCCGAGUGUGGGCCCAGCCAGCUGCAGGCACUGGGCGCUCAGCAGG
Messenger RNA from Octodon degus (degu), 2473 nucleotides. It is a transcript of the gene Mocs1, whose product is annotated as molybdenum cofactor synthesis 1. Gene Ontology annotation, biological process: Mo-molybdopterin cofactor biosynthetic process. Lineage: Eukaryota; Metazoa; Chordata; Mammalia; Rodentia; Octodontidae. Gene Ontology annotation, molecular function: GTP 3',8'-cyclase activity; 4 iron, 4 sulfur cluster binding; cyclic pyranopterin monophosphate synthase activity. The record is from RefSeq and is a predicted model, not a curated record. Bases 66 to 1973 code for a protein of 635 amino acids. The transcript is spliced from 11 exons.